Wallemia mellicola CBS 633.66 is the source of this 1513-nucleotide messenger RNA. RefSeq names its product MFS general substrate transporter. The record is from RefSeq and is a predicted model, not a curated record. Gene Ontology annotation, molecular function: sucrose:proton symporter activity. The coding region runs from base 42 to 1409 and encodes 455 amino acids. Gene Ontology annotation, cellular component: membrane. NCBI's taxonomy places the organism in Eukaryota, Fungi, Basidiomycota, Wallemiomycetes, Wallemiales, Wallemiaceae. The transcript is spliced from 6 exons.
CGCGUUUUGAUUGGAAUAAUAUCCCUUGAGAUGCAACUUUCAUGAAUAACGAUUACAGCACACAGCAUAUUGAACAAUCCUGGGAGGGACAACCGAAAGUGAAGGGUCCGAAGUGGCUACAUAAGCCUUUGUUAACGUUGAGUUUGUUAGGCUUACAAACUGUCUGGAGUAUCGAACUGGGAUUUGCAUCACCUUACUUACAAUCACUGGGCUUAUCGAAAGCAGCCACAGCUUUGGUUUUUGUCGCUGGUCCAUUAUCUGGCCUUAUCAUGCAGCCAAUUAUUGGCGCAUUCGCUGAUCAUUCAACUAGCAAGUAUGGCAGACGAAGACCUUAUAUUAUUUCAGCCACGUUUAUUAGCGCUUUAUCGAUCCUUCUACUUGGUUAUACCCGUCACGUUGCUUCUGUAUUCACUUCUCUCAACACCAAAGCUAAUGAUGACUUAACUAUCAUAUUAGCAGUUGUGGCCGUAUACUUUAUCGAUUUCUCAAUAAACGCAGUUCAAGCUGCAGAUAGGGCACUCAUAGUAGACAUUCUUCCGUCAUUCGAGCAAGAAGGAGCUAACGCGUGGGCUGGUCGAAUGAUCGGUAUAGGUAGCUGCAUGGGUUUUUUUGUCGGUAACAUUGAUCUAACGAGGUAUUUUUCCAUUCUUGGAGACACCCAGCUUGAGAUUUUAUCAUCACUUACAUCCGCAUUCAUGAUAUUCACUCAUCUGUUGACAUGCUACGCCGUUUCAGAGAGAGUUCUUAUAAGUGACCAUGGUAGGGCUAGCAUAACAAAAGUUUUCAAAACUCUAUUUACAGCAAAACCCCCACCAAGAGUUAGGAAACUCUGUAUAAUUCAAUUCUUCGCUUCAAUGGGUUGGUUCCCCAUAAUGUUCUGGUCAACUUCUUACAUUGGAGAAUUAUAUCUAGAUGAUACGAAUUUGGGAGAUGCAGAUAGCAGGACUGCAGAUGAAGCUACUAGAAUUGGUACACGAGCUAUGUUAUUCCAGGCUAUAGUCUCAUUAACGACAGCAAUUAUUUUACCUACGAUCAUUCAACCACUUGUUAAACAAUCACCAAUUGAAAAAGAAUCCCAAAACCCGGUUUCUAGAUAUGUUAAAAGAAUUAUACCAUCAUCAUUAUUGGAUUUAUCUUCCGUUUGGACUUUUUCACAUAUUCUUUUCGCUAUCACGAUCUUUAGCACUAUAUUCACAUCAUCUUACAUCGCUUCAUCUGUUCUGAUCGCUAUUGUUGGAUUCACUUGGGCACUUGCAAUGUGGGCGCCGUUUACACUCGUAGGAGAGAGUAUACUUUUGGACGCAAAAAAUGGAGAGGGUGACUACACCGCUAUCAGUAGACAGGAUUCAACAGCAGCACAGAACAUCUUCAUCCCCCACUACCACAGCAAGCACCACCAAAUGCAGUAGAUCCAACAUCAUCUAGCCAGGCUGGCAUUAUGCUGGGUAUACUUAAUGUUUCUAUGGUUAUUCCACAAUUCUUGAUUACAGGUGUAGCAUCUGUUAUAUUCUCC